Blepharisma stoltei is the source of this 7540-nucleotide messenger RNA. The record is from the annotation of a GenBank genome assembly. NCBI's taxonomy places the organism in Eukaryota, Ciliophora, Heterotrichea, Heterotrichida, Blepharismidae.
AUGGCUGGCCAGUCCUUAGAAAAGAGUUUUUAUAGACUAGGUGGGUUCAUAGAUGCCAGAGAUACCAUGAACAUCUGGUGUGUGACCAAAGUGAUCGAAAUAUCUCCUAACGAAAGUUCUCUCAAAGUCCGCUACGACGGCUGAAGCGAUAAAUGGGAUGUCACGUUUCCAGUUUCCUCAAAUAAAAUUGCCCCAUUCAGAAAAUUCAGCAGAAACUACACAGGACAAAAAAAGCAAGCAAUCCGCUACUGAAAUUUCUCCCAGCAAGAAGUCGAAGAAAUGGACAAGCAGCUAAAAGACCUUAUGCAAGGCAGCUUGAGAACUGGAGAUCCUUAUGAGACCACACAGUUCCUCCGAGGCAGAAUGUUUACACUAGUUGACUGCCUCCUUACUCACACUUAUAAGAACAAAUCAGUCGAACCUUAUAUAGCAAUGAGCUACUUUACAACUGUAAUUGAUUAUAUUGUCUUGUGAAUGAAAAAUGCAAAAGAUUUAUUUCCACUUUACUAUGAAGGAAUCGCCAAUCCAGGGCUGUUUUUGACUGAUGAUGCAGUAGCACUGGCUAUGGCGUGGCCAGAGCUGCUGUGCACGCUUGGAAGGAUUUUUGGGCUUGAUGAAAGGACUAAUAAGUAUAUGAAGACUUAUUCGUUCUGGCCAAAAGACUAUGAGCCGACUAGUGAAAUCACUACAAAAGGAAGCGGAAAUUUGUGCCUGCUGUACGUGCUGAAUUAUUUUGCAAAAAUUGGAGGAUUUCAAACGAUUUUAGGCCUGCUAAAUGAGCAAGAGUAAGACUUAUAUAGUGAAAAGAAAAAAAUGCCGUUUGAAUUUAUACAGAAUUUGCCAGUUUAUGAGCUUUUUUCAUAUUUUUCUAAAGGGUUUGCAGAUGAAUGGGUACAGAAUUUCAAGGAUUUGCUGCUAGGGGUGAGACUGGAGUCUAUGACCCCUAGAGAUAUUAAGGAUUUGGACAAAGAAGUGAUUUCUGAUAUUUUAAUAAAAUUUAGAAGGCUUAUGAAUGAAUUUGAUAGGAAAAAUGACUAUUGGGAUUUAUGGCUAUUUAUAGUAAAUUUAUAUAUAAAAAUAAAUAAACAUAAAAAAAUAAGUAUAUAAUAUAAAAAAAUUUAAUAGAAAUGGCUGAGCUAGAUAUAGCGGUAAAGUGCUUGAAAUCGCCUUAUUUUGAGAAGAGGAUUAAGGGGCUGAAUGAAAUUAAAGAUAUGGCUGAAAGAGUCAUGCAGAGAGGAGUAUUUGUCCAGGGGUAUUCCAAAGGGACAAGAUAUUUGACACCAUCACUUAUGUCAGAGUGGCUUAUAAGGGAAAAAAUAAUAGAGCAGGUGCUGGAUUAUUCACAUAUUGAGAUGAUAAAAAGAGUUUCUGAUCUUUUAAUAUUUUUAAGCAAAUCUGACGCACUAAAACAAGAGCAUUUAGAACUCUUGUGGAGCUCUGCCCAAAACAAGCACGAUUCUUUAGUGAUCGCGACUUAUCAAACUAUUGUAGAAAUUGCACCUUUUAUUAAAAAAGAUUUCCAUUUGUUUUUAUAUGAUAAAAUGAAGACAAAGCCAGUCUAUGAAUAUGAUGAAAGAUAUUUGAAGGUCCUUAAAGAUUUUACUAUAAGGGCAAUGGAUUUUGCAUAUAAAGCGAGGAUUGAGGUAGAUGAAUUUGCUGUCCCAAUUUUUUAUGAUUUAUUAUACUGUGGUAAAUUGGGCUGUUUAUAGGUAUUUUAUUAAAAUUUUUUUUCUUGAAUAUAUAGAAAAAAUGUAUAUUGGAUACCAGUCCUUUGGCUUUUAAUGACCUAGCGACUGACUGUAUUUCAGAAAUCAUAAGAAUCCCAGCUUGCAAAGAUAAGCUAUGGUCAGGGCUUGAGUUCUGCAUAAAAAAUCUAGAAGAAGGCCAUUCAAUUCCACAGUCAUUAAAACUGUCAAUGUCAAUUCUUGAUAAUUUCUCGAUCUAUAAAGUCUCUGCUAAUUCUAAAGAAGAGCAGCUCAAAAAGCUUGAUUCUAAGGUCGAUGGUCUCAUCAAGCUAAUUAUCAGCAGCUUUGAAAACUAUAUUGCCCAAGCCACAAAUAUCGCAGAAACCAGACAAGUCACUGAAAAAGAAAUAUUACCCCUCUUAUAAUUAAUUAUAAAAACCAUCAUUUUUUCUAUUAAUUUUCCAUUAUAUUUUCCUAUUUCUUUUUUCCCAGAAAUAAUUGGGAAAUAUUCCCACAAAGAAAACAUCAAAAAAAGAAUCGAGUUUUUAGAGUACGUUUUAUCAUCAAAAUCCUUUACCCUCACAAUAGAAGAUUUCGCCAAACUUUGGCUGUUUUUAGUCAAAAACCCAGUGACACCGAAAGACAAAAAAAUGUUUUUCAAGUGGCUCCAAAAAGUAUGCAGGGACAUUUUCCAGUCAAAAUUGGCUGAAAUUUUUGAGGAUUUUUUUUGUAACCCUGAGCAGCUUAUCCCAGAAACAAUUACUAUAGAAGCUUACCAAUGCUUUCAGAAAUUAUUUUUAGUAGUAAACGCCAAUGAAAGAAAUAUAGAAACUCGUGGGAUUACACUUCAGCUGAGGACUAAUGUAAACUUAAUAGGCCUUUCUGCAUUAAUGGAAAUUCUUCUCAAAGCCCAGGACCCUCAAAUAAUAACCCAGACCACCUAUCUUGUAGUAAAUCUCAAUAUGAGGCUUGGAAAGCAGCUUUUUGCUAGGAAAGAAGAAAUUUGGGUCAGUUUUGUAGACAGCUGCUUACGGUAUAUAGACGAUAAUAAAAACAACUCAGAAAUCAUUAAAAGGAUUUUAAAGAUUUUGAUGACCUUUUUAGAGGACUCUGCGUCCAAAGAUGAGCCUACCAACGGAAAUACCAUGCUUUAUUAUGCAAAAGCUGCCAAUGAAACUGACUAUAAAAAAGUUUAUAUUAAUAGUGGAUUGACCCUUGGAUUUUUAAGGAGAAAAUUAGCUGAAUUAUAUAAAAAACACUCCCAAAGCAUUGUUAUGAAUAUAGGAAACGUCAGAUAUGACUCUUAUGACGACGAUUUGCCGCUGACUUCUUUAAAAGCGACACUGGUGGUCGUUGAUUUUGUGCAGCCGAAAAAGGACGAAAUUACGCCAAUACAGCUACUUGCGAAACAUCAGCAAGUCCUUGAUACCCUUUUUCAGCUUUUGUCACAGCCUGACCAAGACUACGUCGACCAAGCUUGGGCUCUAUUGACAAGCUUACCUAUAAAUGAAAGAAUUAUAAACCAGCUUAAUGAGCUGACGUUACCUUUGCCGCAGUUAUUAGACCAUAAUUCUGUUUAUAAGCUGCUUUAUUGUUUACUUAUUAUAGAAAAACUAGUAAAAGAUGAAAAAUGGGCUGAAAAAUUCAUUGAUGUAGGAGGGGUUGUUUAUUUAAUUUCUAUUUAUAUGGAAAUUGAAGUGCCGAUUGGGAAAAACCCGACCCUUGCUUUGAAAUUUAACUCAGUUGUAGUAAACCUCCUGCAAGAAUUUUUUUCUUUAUGAUUAUUAAUGUAAAUUAAAUGCUAGAAAAUAGACUAUUAUUUUUGAUUUUAUCAGAAAAUAGGGAAUUAUUUUUUAAAAUCCACCGUUUAAUUAGCAUAAAAAAACUAUAUCAACUGAUGCACCUACUCCUCAAAUUAUUGGCAAAGUCCUUGAUUCUUUAUUGCUAGUAGCAACAGCUGCCCAAAACGACGAGGACCAAAUCACAAUUGCUAGAAACGCUAAUAAACUUAUAUGUUUAUUAGGAGAAAAAGAUGCAAAUUUAUGUAUCGAGACCAUUAAAAACCAUCAAAAAAUGCCACAGCUUGUGCAUGAUGCUCUUUUAAUAUGUAAGAAUAAGCUGUUUACGUCUACAAUGAUGAAUUUAUUGCUUGAGCUUUCAGUUCAUCAUCCACAAAUAAGCGAAUUUAUAUUAGAGCUUAUGCUUGGGGUGUUAGAUGCUGCAUUUGAGCACCCAGAAAUGAGCGAACACUAUUGGAAUUUAUUAGCCCACAUGGUCAGAGAAGCAGCUUUAACAGAAAAACUGCGAGAAUCCAACCAAAAAUUAAUCAGUGUAUUAACACAAAAAAUGCCUGAAAAAUCUAGUAUCCCGUUUUCUCCUUAUUCUCCUUUUAUUUUCCUGAUAUAUUUUUACUAAAAUUCAUUAUAAAUCAUCAUAAAGACAUCGACAACAUUUUAUGUGGAAUUUUAAAGGUCUUAAAAGUCGGUAUUAAAAAAUUUGAAGGGGACAUAAACACUGAUUUAGUUUACUUGGUACUCCAUUCCUGCCUAUUUGAAAUCCCUACCAAUAACCAUCUAGCUGAAAAUAUCCCACCCAAAUGCAAAAGUCCUGAGUCCCGCAAAGAAGCGUUUAUGCUACUUCUUCAGCUUUGUUUUUCUAGUGAAGAAGCUUUGAUACAGACUAUGAGAUAUUUAAAUAAGCUGCAUGAAGAUCCACAUUGGAGGACUGGGAAAAUUGCGGAUUGGAAUUAUUCUCCAAAUGCCCAUGAAAAAUCAGAGACUGGCUUUGUAGGGAUUAAGAACUUAGGGUCGACUUGUUAUAUGAAUUCUAGUAUUCAGCAGUUAUUUAUACUGUAAUAAAUUGGUUUAAUGUAUUUUUUUUAUUUUUUAAUAAAAAUUGACAAUUAAUUAAAAAAUUAUAAUAUUCCUAGCUUUAGAGAUGGAAUUUUGAGGGCUCAAGACAAAAGUGGGAACCCUCCUGAGGACAGUCUGCUGUAUCAGCUUCAGUCGAUUUUUGCUGGACUUUUGUAUUCUGAUAAGCAACAUAUUAACCCUAAAGCUUUUUGUGGGGCUUUUAAAGACUGGGAAGGAAAACCGGUAAAUCUUCAUGAGCAAAUGGACGCUGACGAAUUUUUCAAUAAUUUCAUGGACAGGCUUGAAAAUCAGCUGAAAGGCGACACCUAUGAGCAUAUAGUGAAAAAUCAUUUUGGAGGGUUAAACACUACAGAAAUGAUUGGAAAAGUGACCUGCACCCACAAAAGUGAACGAGAUGAGCCAUUUUUAACGUUGCCAGUCCAGGUAUUCAAUUUCUCUUAUAAUCCCUAUUUUUUUUCCAAUUCUGUUUUAUCAGAAAAUUCAAUAAAAAGCCCUAUAAGGACCAAGAAAAAUUUAUAUGAAAGCUUAGAAAGCUUCACUGAAGGAGAAGUCUUAGAAGGAGACAACGCAUACCAAUGCGACCAUUGUGAAGCCAAAGUGACAGCCCUAAGAAGAGUUUGUAUAAAGCAUUUACCAAAUAUUCUGAUUAUCAGCAUGAGGAGGUUUGAAUUUGAUUUUGAUACAAUGUCAAGAAUUAAAGUUAAUGAUUACUGUGAAUUUCCAUUAGAACUUGAUAUGGAGCCUUAUAUACCUGAAUCUAAUAGAAAAUAUUAAUAAUUUUUUUUUUAAAAAAAAUUAAGGCAUAAUAAUGAUAAAAAGCAUACACAAGAAGGUCUAGAACGAAAAGAAAUAAUUAAAGAAAAAGAGCAAGCCAAAAACGAAAAUAAAGAAUUCACCAAAGAAAUUCCUAAUAGAAAAUACCCAGACGAAUAUUACAAAUUCACGUUAAAAGGCAUCGUAAUACAUAUGGGAACCGCUGAAAGUGGGCAUUACUAUUCUUUUAUCAAGGACCGAAAAUCAGGGCGAUGGUUUGAAUUUAAUGAUACUGUCGUCAGGGAGUUUGACCCAGAAGACAUCCCUAAUGAAGCCUUUGGUGGUGAAGAAAAAUGGUCUUAUUCCUCAUCGUCUUUUAGCUCAUCUUCAACCACAAAUAACCGAGAAAAAUACAGAAAUGCCUAUUUACUGAUAUACGAAAGAAGCAAUGCAUAUGCAAUAAAAAAUUCGUCAGAAGACCCAUUGAUAAGCCUUUCACUUGACAGACAUGAUGGAGAAAUAAAAGAGUUUCAUGAGGUAAAAGACGAAAACGAGAGAUAUUGGAGAUGCAAAUCUAGCUUUAGUCCUGAGUAUUGCGAUUUUGUAUUAAAAUUAUUGAAAAUUGGAAGACCAGAUAUGCUGUAAUAUAUGAAUAGAUUUGGGUAUUAGAAAAUUUUUGAAAAAAAAUAAGGAAAAUUAAGAGGGAUUAUAUUAAAAUUUUCACUUGGAUUUUUCUUGACAAUUAUGAUCAGGUCUAAAGAAAUUUUAUUUUUGCCUUCUUUUGUGAAUAUGCUUAAAGAGCAACUGAAAAAUGACCCAGAAGUUAGUGAAUGGCUAUUAGAGCUUGUCUCUCUCAAAGAAACCUGCAGAGAGCUACUAAUGGACUGCCCAGUAAACGAAAAGCGCCGAAUAAUAGCUGGGAUCAUCCAUUCUGCCAUAAAAUCAGUCUCCGCCUUGGUCCAAGAAAAUUUCUUAAAGCGUCUCCUAAACCGCUUAUACCUCGCCAAAAAGCCCCAAAGCAAAAAUUUCUCCCAAUAUUUCGAAGUCAUUUACCGACUCACAAAAUUCAAUAGUGACGUUAUCCAUUCCACCCAGCUCAUGAGCCGCUUGCUCUCCCACAUUUUAGACGAAAAAGUGCUUUACCCUGAUUUUCCUGAAAGUUAUAUACAUAAUGACAUCUUUUUAGGGUACGAUAAAUAUGCUGUAAUAGACGACGAAUCCAGAAGUGACCGAAUUGGCUCAUCAAUAGGUUCUUCUUUUGCAUAUUUAUUAGCUACUUUGCAGCUUGGGACCAGUUCUUUGCCUCCUACUGAUAUUGAUAAACUUAUGGAAAAAAAUUCUAUGGUUAAACUGGCUGUAGAAGGGCAAAAUAAAAUAGGCUCAAGGGCCGUUGGGCAGCUGUACGCGACUAUUUGUAUACAUAAUUUGGCAGCUUCUUGUCAGUAUAUAAAUAUUUUGUUGACUUUUAUUAGAGAGUAUGAUUUUGAUGCAUUUAGGCCGUAUAUGAGGCAGCUUACGUGGAUGCUAAAGCUGCCGGAUUCUAUACAAGUGGAUAGGGUUGACUAUAUUUUGAAGAGUUUUAAUGAAAUUAUGAAGGAUAAUAAAAACUAUUAUAGAGCCACUGAGACGUGUAUUGAUUAUUUAUUCAAAAUUAUGACGAGGAUUCAGCCAGUCAGAGAAUGGGUGUUAAGGAAAUAUAAAGAUAUUAAAUGGAUAGAAGUUUGGCUUAAGGAUAGUCAGUAUCCUACAGCUAGUGGAAUGGGAAGGUCUCCUAUUAGUAUUUAUAAGCCAAGGACACAGAAUUGGAGCACUUCUAAUUACACGCCUAAAAAUCAUUGGGUGUUAUAAAAAAUUUAAUGGAAAUUGCAUUAUAUAAAAGGAUUUUUUUAAUUUUUAUGAAAAAAUUUACUAUAAUUACCUAAAAAUCUUGCUGAUAAAGUAGAAUUUUUCAAAAAAGUAAUGAAAGGAAGCAUACCUGAUAGGUCAGCUGAAUGGGAUAGUGAUGGGGAAAUAGAUGAAGAAUGCUUGCAGGAAGGGAAAAAAUUAGACGCCAUUGAUAUUGCAGGACAAAAAUGGACAAAAGCGACUAUUGUGCAGUCAAUGGGAGAGCUAAUUUAUUUGAGAUAUGAUGGUUAUGGAGAAAAAACAAGCAGGUGGGUGGACUCGCAGAGUGAGACUAUUGCUCCAGAAGGAUCAAAAGUGAUAAAAACCAACUCGCUAUAUGGAUAA